Molecule: messenger RNA, 1329 nt
Organism: Phycomyces blakesleeanus NRRL 1555(-)
Lineage: Eukaryota; Fungi; Mucoromycota; Mucoromycetes; Mucorales; Phycomycetaceae
Exons: 3
Coding region: 1-1329 (442 amino acids)
Biological process (GO): proteolysis
Molecular function (GO): serine-type endopeptidase activity
Source: RefSeq, a predicted model, not a curated record
AUGCGUUUUUCGAUUAUUGCCAGUGUUCUCUUGAUCGCCUCUAGCGUCUCUGCCGGUCCUGUCUGGUCCAACCCAUCCUCCUCAAACUUGGCCCCACUUUAUGUGUCCAAUGAAGCAGAGACAGUAUCAGAUUCAUACAUUGUCGUUCUCAAGGAUCAUUUAACUGCAAACCACGUCGAACAACAUGCAAACUGGCUCCAGUCCAUGGUCAAGACCAAGGAUCGUGAUCUGUGGCUUAAUGAAGACCGUCAAUCAAACACUAUCCGCCAUGUGUAUGAGACCCCAUCUAUCAGAGGAUAUUCUGGUACCUUUGACAACCACAUUCUCCACCAGAUUCGUCAAUCAGAUGAUGUCGCAUUUGUUGAAAGAGAUUCGAUGGUCUACGCAAGUGAGCUCCAGCGCGAUGCCCCCUGGGGUCUUGCCAGAGUUAGUCACAGAGAAGGACUGACCUUAGAAAACAAAUCAACAUAUGACUAUUCCAGCCAAGGUGGCGAAGGCAUCAAGGUCUACGUAAUUGAUACCGGUAUCAAUGUCGACCAUGCCGACUUUGAAGGCCGUGCAACCUGGGGAAAAACUGUCCCACGCGGUGAUCCUAAUGCAGAUGGAAAUGGCCAUGGUUCUCACUGUGCUGGAACUAUUGCAGGAAAGCGUUUUGGUGUCGCCAAGAAGGCUGAGCCUGUUGCUGUAAAGGUACUCCGAUCUAAUGGCUCCGGUACCAUGAGCGAUGUCAUUAGUGGUGUUGACUGGGCUACAGGCGAACAUAUCAAAGCAGGAACUGCGGCAAAGAAGGCCGGAAAGACAUUCAAGGGUUCCGCUGCCAAUAUGAGUCUUGGUGGUGGUCGCUCUCCAUCUUUGGACCGAUUCGUUAAUGCUGCGGUCGAGGAAGGUAUUGUAUUUGCUGUUGCCGCUGGUAACGAUAACAGUGAUGCAUGCGACUACUCGCCUGCUGCAGCAGAGCUUGCCAUCACAGUUGGCGCAUCUACACUUUACGAUGAUCGUGCCUAUUUCUCAAACUACGGUCCUUGUGUUGAUGUCUUUGCACCCGGAAUGAACAUAUUGUCUGUAUGGAAGGGCGGUAAGAAUGCUGUCAAUACCAUCUCGGGUACUUCCAUGGCAUCCCCUCAUGUGGCAGGUCUGGCUGCCUACUUCCUCAGUCUCGAGGAAGGACCUGUGACCCCCAAGGAAAUUAAAGACAAGAUUCUCCAGUUGGCUACCAAGGAUGCCUUAUCUAAGAUCCCCAAGGACACACCCAACCUUUUGAUUUACAACAACUACAAGCCUGAUGAGUUCACCACCCAAGGUCUCAAGGCAAUCUUGGGCGAUAUCUAA